AUGCAAGGCCAGGCAAAGUUUGGCCAGCAAGAUGAAAUUGGAUUAAUACCCUGCCCUGAAGCCAGGUAUAACCGGAGCCCUAUCGUCCUGGUAGAAAACAAGCUUGGUGUGGAGAGCUGGUGUGUCAAGUUUCUUUUGCCGUAUGUCCACAAUAAACUUCUCCUCUACAGACAAAGAAAACAGUGGCUGAACAAAGAUGAGCUGAUAGAUAUCACGUGUACCCUGUUACUUCUUUUAUUAAUACAAAUUUAUUUUAUCUUUUGUAGGAAAGAAUUAAUACUGUCUGGCACUUUAAAUCCACUUAAAGACUUGCAUCUUGGAAAACUGGCGUUAACCAAGUUUCCAAAGAGUCCAGAAACAUGGAUUCAUAGACGAUGGGUGCUGCAACAACUAAUUCAGGAAAACUCCCUGCCCAGUCUUGUGACUAAAGGAAACCUGGGAGCAGUACCUGUGGAGAGAAUUCACCGACUAGUGCAGGAGGAAAUGAAUGUCUGCUCUGAAGCUGCUGGGAGGUAUCCAAGCAACUACAAUGCCUGGUCCCAUCGCAUCUGGGUUUUACAGCAUUUGGGAAAGCUGACUGUCAAGGUUCUCCUCGAUGAACUUUCAUCCUCUAAAUACUGGGUGUCCAUGCAUGUCUCAGACCACAGUGGAUUUCAUUACCGCCAGUUCUUACUCAUGUCCUUGAUAAGCAGAACUAUGACUGACAAUAAUGUACUGGUACAAAAUCAAAUGAUAAAUAAGCAAAACCCUAGCCUUCAAAAGGAGGAGAGUGCAGGGGCAGAAGCUGCCUGUGCAGAGGAGCAGAGUGUGGAUGUCCCCUGCCAUUUAGAGGAAGAGUUGGAGCUCUGCACUGAACUGAUUGAUACUUACCCAGGGCAUGAGACCUUGUGGUGUCAUAGAAGGCGUGUGUUCUACCUUCAGCACCACCUAAGCAACCAACUUCCUCUUCAGAGUGCAGUGAUAUCAUCUGUGGACAGCAGUGAUGAAACUCUGAAUAAUUCCCACCACAGUCCUGCAACAAGUCACAUGGCACAAGCUAUGGAUGUUGAUGGUUUGAAUGAAUCCAGCAGCAAACAAGGUUAUACCCAAGAAACAAAACGCCUGAAGCGUACUCCUGUGCAGGACUCUCUUGGUCCGGAAAUGGAAUACCAGUUCAUUGAUAAAGUAUUGUCAACUUGUAGGGAUGCAGACCAAGCCAGAUUUGCUACUGCCUAUAGGAAAUGGUUAGUUACUUUUUUAGGUCAGUGAAGGAAGAGUUUAAAGUCUUCAGGGCUCUUCUUUUAGUGCAAUAUUCUCUUUUCAGACACAAAUGCAUGUCCUGGUUGCAAAUGUUAGCUAAACAUGUGUUUCUGACUCUUCUAAUGGUCAGUCCUAAA
This is a messenger RNA of Antrostomus carolinensis (chuck-will's-widow), 1376 nucleotides long. RefSeq names its product protein prenyltransferase alpha subunit repeat containing 1 (gene PTAR1). The record is from RefSeq and is a predicted model, not a curated record. Gene Ontology annotation, molecular function: protein prenyltransferase activity. Gene Ontology annotation, biological process: protein prenylation. Gene Ontology annotation, cellular component: cytoplasm. Bases 1 to 1248 code for a protein of 415 amino acids. The transcript is spliced from 7 exons. NCBI's taxonomy places the organism in Eukaryota, Metazoa, Chordata, Aves, Caprimulgiformes, Caprimulgidae.